UCUCGGGACUCACCGAUGAUCGCACAGGAAAGCUGACACGACUGACUAAAAAAAAAUAUGUUUCAGUUUUAAUCAGUUCACUCUGCUUUUUCAUGAUUUCAUUUUAGUUACAGUAAAUCAUGUACGUUCCUAGCGAUCAUAUUUUUACAACAGUAAACAGUGAUGACAGUGGUUAAUAAGUCACAGAAACUUGCUGCAGAAAUUGGAGUACGACUGUUCUUAUUUGUAUUUUACUACAUAAGUGAUGAUGGUACUCCAUACUUUCGAAAGAUCCAACCGGAGGAAUUCUGGCUGUACAGAUAUCCAAGAACACCAAGUUAUUACCCAGGAUAUCUUCUUUGGAUUACUAUUCUUGGAGUACCAACAAUUGUAGCAACUGUAUAUUUCAUCAAACACAGAGAUAAAACAGACUGGCAACAGGCUAUAUUAGGUGUUGUGUUAUCUAUCUACCUGACUGCUUCUGUUACAAAUUGUAUAAAGCUAGCUGUUGGAAGGCCCCGUCCAGACUUUUUAGAGAGAUGUUUUCCAGAUGGUAAAAUCAACAAUGAACUAAAAUGUACAGGAAACACAGCAGACAUCAUUCAGGGAUAUAAAAGUUUUCCCAGUGGACAUUCAUCAUUUGCAUUUUCCAGUUUCGGAUAUGUUGCACUUUACAUUGCAGGAAAAUGUCAGUGUUUUACAUUAAAAGGCAGAGGGCAUGCCUAUAAACUUUGUAUGGUAUUUAUUCCCCUUGUAUGGGCAACCUUAAUUGCAGCUUCAAGAACAGCUGAUUUUCAUCACCAUUGGCAAGAUGUGAUAGUAGGCAGUAUAUUAGGACUAGUGAUAUCAUACUUAUGUUACAGACAGUACUAUCCAUCAGUAUACAGAUCUAAUUGCCAUAUACCUUACAUUAGUGACAAUACUUCACGGGACGUUGAAUUACAAGUUAUUAAGGAUCAUAUUAAUAUACCAUAAAAAUAAAGUAAAAUUAUAUUGAAAUCCAGAUAUAAGAGGGAAAUAUCUCUGAAAAUUUGUUAUCAUUUGUAAAACGGACUUAAUUUUGUGCUAUAAGUGUUGGAAUGAAAUAUUAAUUUAUGAAAGGUUUUUGGAUAAUACAAAUUUUAUUUUAAACAGCUAGCAUUUGUAGUUUUAAUACCACUGGAUAUAUAAAAAUGGUUGUUUAUUUUAUACCGUCUUCACAUAUUUGUUACUUUUGUUUUAUAGUUUUUUGUAUUUAUUGAGAUCAUGCUUAUUAAAAUUGUUUUUGC
Mytilus trossulus (common blue mussel) is the source of this 1247-nucleotide messenger RNA. RefSeq names its product phospholipid phosphatase 5-like. Gene Ontology annotation, biological process: phospholipid metabolic process; phospholipid dephosphorylation. The record is from RefSeq and is a predicted model, not a curated record. Gene Ontology annotation, molecular function: phosphatidate phosphatase activity. The transcript is spliced from 8 exons. Bases 163 to 954 code for a protein of 263 amino acids. Lineage: Eukaryota; Metazoa; Mollusca; Bivalvia; Mytilida; Mytilidae.